AUGGAUCUAUCAUGGUGCCCAGCCUGUGACAGGCAGUUUUUUGUUACAAAUUCAUUGUAUUGUAGCGAAGAAUGUCGACACAAAGACGCCUUAUCUACAUCACCUUGCUCAACGCUGCCCCACUAUGGUUUCUCGCGAUGCUCCUCUCCGAAAUUCGCUCACUCUCCACUCGCGUCUCCCUCUUGGUCUCUAUUAAGAAACCCGCCCGCAUCAAUAACAUGUGAUUCAUUAAAGAUUGAUAGUCAUUUUCGAAAAGAUGAGCCGUCCACUUUGCCCGAGGGAGUUUUGCUGCUGGGUCGUCGUAACGCAAUUGAAUGCAAUCCGCACGGAGAAGCGGCACCACACGUAUCUUUUACUUUAAUUAAUGCGAGCGCUGUUACUACCGCUACCGAGACGACAUUCACUACAAUAACUGUCGAGACUAGAGAAAUACAAGUCGGAUUAGCCGGUCUACCGAUUAGAAAGAAACAAUCGUUCAUCAAAAGUGCCUGGAGCAUGUUCUUUGCCUAG
Molecule: messenger RNA, 510 nt
Organism: Paraglomus occultum
Lineage: Eukaryota; Fungi; Glomeromycota; Glomeromycetes; Paraglomerales; Paraglomeraceae
Source: the annotation of a GenBank genome assembly